Penicillium daleae is the source of this 1470-nucleotide messenger RNA. RefSeq lists its product as uncharacterized. Gene Ontology annotation, cellular component: plasma membrane. The transcript has 4 exons. NCBI's taxonomy places the organism in Eukaryota, Fungi, Ascomycota, Eurotiomycetes, Eurotiales, Aspergillaceae. Gene Ontology annotation, molecular function: ferric-chelate reductase activity. The record is from RefSeq and is a predicted model, not a curated record. Bases 1 to 1470 code for a protein of 489 amino acids. Gene Ontology annotation, biological process: iron ion transport; copper ion import; intracellular iron ion homeostasis.
AUGCUGCGACGCCAUCCUCAGCUUAUGCUCAAACUUCACUAUCUGUUGGCAAUCUACGGCACAGCGUUGCUCGCAUACCAUCUGCGAAUUGCUGGAUCAGUCUACUUCUGGGUGUUGGUCAGCGCGGCGGGCCAGUGGGCCAUGUCAUGUGGGGCUUUGUGGGCACAAACAAUGAGCGCGCUUCGGUCCUGGAAAGACGUCCGGCUCCAAGCUGAGGCAAGAGUAUCCAAACAACUCCUCUGGCUCGAGAUCUCGGCACCCCGACAGUGGAAUAUCCAGGCCGGUCAGCAUGUACAACUGUGGAUGCCGCGAUCGGGGUAUCGCUCUUGGCUCCAUCUGCCGCUUUUCUAUGUGGCGUAUGUGGGAGAAGAAGAAGAGCAACAGCAAAAUAUUGGCUCUCACACUUCCAACCGCCGUCUACACUUUCUCGUGCACUACCGCCGAGGUCUCACCAAGAGACUCGCUUUACAGGCGGUGAAGGCCAAUUUUAGCUUCCCGGUCUUCAUGUUCGGACCCUUUAGACACCCGCCCUGCUUUGGAAACUACGGCACGGUCUUGUUUGUGGUUGAAGAUAUCGGCCUGUUUCGAAUUCUGCCCUUCAUUCAACAGCUGGUUCAUAGCAGUCGCAGGAGAGAGACAGUAGUGCGGAAGCUGGAGAUUCUGUGGGCGGUGGAUUGGAGCAGUAUCGUUGAACUGGAGCUUCUUGUCGAGCCCAGAAUAGUUAAAGCAUCUGUUUCGGCUAAUCAUGUCCCAGGGAUCUUUGAGCGGUCCAGAUAUAAGUCGUGGGUCUGGGACAGCAUCCAGCAUCUUUUUGAACUCGACCGACAGCGCAAUCCUGCCCUGAACUCUGGGGAUACGCAAGCCUCGGUUAGUUCAGCGAGCAUAGGUCAGCAGCAAACGGGGCUUGAUGGGACCGGAGGGUUUAACAUUUUACAAAUACGGAUCUACUGUCCAGAUGCUCCUCAGGAGUCCCACGGGCGAUUUCCGCAAUCAAGGCGUAUUCAGUCUCUAUUCGAAGACCUCAUCGCAGCGAGGGAGGUCGAGGGGUACAUUGAUAGCCAAUGUGGGAAGAUGAUAAUCGCUGUAUGUGCGGGCGAAUUCAUCCAAAUGGAAGUGGACCACGUGACGCGACCAAACAUCAGCGAAGAUCUGCGCUUAGUCAACCUGAGCCUGGAGCAAGCCUCUGGUUGGACAGGCGAUGAGAUCCCAAGCGGGCCACACGAAAGAACCGACGAUCACCGCAACAUACCUUCUGCUUCGCGGCCACCAGGUAGUACUUUCGGCUGUAUCAUUUCCCUUUCUCGCAGUCCACAGCUAAUAUCUACCUACCCGUGGUUAGAGGAGUUAUCGGACAUGAGCAGAGGCCCUCCUCUAGUGGCGAAAAAUGGCACCUCUGAUCACGAUAAUUUUGUCAGGCAGAGAAUAGCCGAGGGGAGGAAAGUCUACCAGAGCUCGUGCGUGUUUACAUGA